This is a messenger RNA of Aplysia californica (California sea hare), 10141 nucleotides long. Its product is annotated as AP-3 complex subunit delta-1. Gene Ontology annotation, cellular component: AP-3 adaptor complex; presynaptic endosome; terminal bouton. Gene Ontology annotation, biological process: synaptic vesicle membrane organization; neurotransmitter receptor transport, postsynaptic endosome to lysosome; synaptic vesicle budding from endosome. The record is from RefSeq and is a predicted model, not a curated record. Lineage: Eukaryota; Metazoa; Mollusca; Gastropoda; Aplysiida; Aplysiidae. The coding region runs from base 117 to 4025 and encodes 1302 amino acids. The transcript has 34 exons.
UCAUAGAUAGCGGAAGACAUUUUGUCGGCUUUCACAGAGGCCCACCAUAAUAACGCUGUGGAAGAAGAUACCAUAGCGGGAUUUCGGUGAUGAGCAGUUCUUAAGUUAAUCCAGCAAUGGCGCUUAGAAAAGUCAAGGGAACUCUUGAACGAGUUCUUGACAAGAAUUUGCAGGAUCUCGUGAGGGGCAUCCGGAAUCACAAGGAAAACGAGAGCAAAUAUAUAGCAGAGUGUAUCGAUGAAAUCAAACAGGAACUGAAACAAGAAAAUUUGGCCAUCAAAGCCAAUGCUGUCAACAAGUUGACCUAUCUCCAAAUGCUUGGCUAUGACAUCAGCUGGGCAGCCUUCAACAUCAUUGAAGUGAUGAGCUCUACCAAGUUCACCUUCAAGCGUAUUGGAUAUUUGGCAGCCUCGCAGUCGUUCCACGAGGAGACAGAUGUUCUCAUGCUGACUACAAACAUGAUUCGCAAGGAACUGGACAUGAGCAGUCAGAACAUGUAUGACUCCGGUGUGGCGCUCAACGGCCUCUCCUGCUUCAUCACACCAGACUUGGCUCGUGACCUUGCUAACGACAUCAUGACCUUGAUGACUUCGUCUCGGCCGUACCUGCGUAAAAAGGCGGUGCUCAUAAUGUACAAGGUGUUCCUGCAGUUCCCUGAGGCACUACGUCCUGCCUUCCCACGACUCAAGGAGAAGCUGGAGGAUCCUGAUCCAGGUGUCCAAUCAGCGGCUGUGAACGUCAUUUGUGAGCUGGCUCGGAAAAACCCAAAGAAUUAUCUCUCCCUGGCCCCUCUCUUCUUCAAACUGAUGACAACCUCCACCAACAACUGGGUGCUUAUCAAGAUCAUCAAAUUGUUCAGUGCACUGACCCCUCUGGAGCCGAGACUGGGGAAGAAACUGAUAGAGCCCCUGACCAAUCUCAUACACAGCACAUCGGCCAUGUCUCUGCUGUAUGAGUGCAUCAACACUGUGACGGCAGUUCUCGUUUCUAUAUCUUCAGGCAUUCCUAACCACUCGGCAUCGAUACAGCUCUGUGUUCAGAAGCUACGCAUCCUCAUUGAGGACUCGGACCAGAACUUAAAGUACCUGGGACUGCUGGCCAUGUCCCGUAUCCUGGCCUCCCACCCCAAGUCUGUGCAGGGCCACAAGGACCUCAUCCUGCAGUGCCUGGACGACCGCGACGAGUCCAUCAGGCUCCGGGCCCUGGACCUGCUCUACGGGAUGGUGUCAAAGAAGAACCUGAUGGAGAUUGUGAAGAAGCUGAUGGUUCACAUGGACAAGGCCGAGGGCUCCCACUAUCGCGAUGAGCUGCUGUCCAAGACUGUGGAGAUCUGCAGCCAGUCCAACUACCAAUAUGUCACCAACUUUGAGUGGUAUGUGAGUAUCUUGGUGGAGCUGACGCGUAUGGAGGGCACCAAGCACGGAAAGCUCAUCGCCAACCAGAUGCUGGACGUGGCCAUACGAGUACAGGCCAUAAGGCACUUUGCCGUCUCACAGAUGGCGAUACUGUUGGAGAACUCUCACAUUCUGGCCAACAACUCCCAGCGUAACGGAAUCUGUGAAGUGCUUUAUGCCGCCGCCUGGAUCUGUGGAGAGUUUUCUGAGCACCUGAACGACCCUAAGGCCACCUUGGAGGCCAUGCUGCGGCCCAAGAUCACAUCGCUGCCGGGCCACAUCCAGUCCGUGUUUGUCCAGAACAUUCUCAAACUGUAUGGGAAGAUCUUGAAGGCUGCGGAGGCGAAGGAGGAAGAUGGUGUGAAGGCAGAGGUGCAUGCUCUCCUACAGGAGAAGCUGCCUGUAUUUGUACAGAGUGGGGACCUGGAGGUUCAGGAGAGGGCAUGCAGCAUUCUCCAGAUCGUCAAGUACAUUGUGAAGCUAGAAGAGAAGGGAGCGGCGGUGGCCGAUGAGGUGGAGGGACUCUAUGCCGGGGAACUCAACCCUGUGGCUUCCAAGGCACAGAAGAAGGUGCCCGUGCCUGAGGGUCUGGACCUGGACAAAUGGAUCAACGAGCCCCUGGAGGACAGCUCGGACGAGGAGGUCAACGUGUCCUCGUUCUUUGUGGCUGCAGAUGAUCAACACAGGUCAAGUUAUCAAUAUGAAGAGAGCAAAACUUACCAACAACCAACAGAGGAGGAAUUGGAGAAGCGGCGGGAAGCCCGCAAGACAGAGGUGGAGCACAACCCACACUAUCUGAAGGACGAUGGGCGGGGCAGACGGAAGCGAGACGCAGCCCCGGACACGAGCAACAUUCCUGUGGCAGAGAUUGACUUGUCCAUCCCCCUGCAUGUCCCUGUCGGUGGCGAUUUCCCGGCAGGCAUCUCCUCGUCGGACAAGUACAUGAUGCUGCAGCAGCAGGCGGAGCGCAGCAAGCGGGAGAAGCGGGAAAAGGGAGGCAAGAAGAAGAAGAAAAAAGGCAAGAGCUCCAAGCACGCAGUGGCCGAGGAGUCAGAGGAUGAUGUGUCAGCCUUACACGCUGUCAGCACAGUGAUGGACGCGCCAGAGGGUAUGGACACUUCGGACAAGGAGGAGGACCGAACAAGGGAUGAGAAGUACAAGGCUCUGGACAUCAACUUGGAUGAACCGCUGAGAGACGACGAAAAGUUGCCGGUCCCCACCCACCACAUCGUCCUGGAUUCUGGGAAAGCCGAGGGCGAGACGGAGGCAGUUGAGACGGAGAAACCCAAGAAGAAGCACAAGAAAGAUAGAGAGAAGAAAGAGAAGGAGAAGAAGGGAAAGAAGGAGAAGAAGAAGCGAAAGAAAUCUGAGAACGGUGACAACGGGCCCUCUCUGCUGAUCACAGAACACACCAAUGGGCCCGAGGAGGUGGCUCCCGGUGACUCCUCUGAGGUUGUCUCAAGGGAGGACAAGGCGAAGGCUGAGCUGGCAAAUACCGAGCCUCAGGAUAAGAAUGCGGAUGAUUUAGACUUCUGGCUCUCCACAAAUGAUGCACCCACCAACUCUACCAACUCCACCGCUGCCACGGGGGGUUCGGACCCCCAAGCCCUACAGAAUGGCCCUGCAGAGGGCGUGUCUUCUCCAGCCCGGUCCAAGCCCAAAGUGGCGGUGGAGAAUGUGAUACUCACUUCAGAGGAAGAAGAUCCUGCACCGACGGAUGAGAAAGCGAAGAAAAAGAAAGAGAAAAAAUCAAAGAAAGAUAAGGAAAAGGAGAAGCAGCAGAAGAAGAAAGAGAAGAAGAAGUUGAAGGAGAAACGCAGCGAGUACGAGGUGGCUGAGGGAAUCACAACGCCCUCGAAGGAGUCGCUGUCCUUGUCUCAGCAGCCGACGCCCAAUGACGUGAAGAUUCCGCCAAUGAGUAGUUAUCUCCCCCUUGCUGAGAACUCUGCUAUCAAACUGACUUGCGAGAGCCGCGUCAACCACCAACGCAGCGACCAGAUCAUCGUCUCCGUCGUAUUCUCCAACCUCACCAAAGACACCAUCAAAGAUCUCGAGUUCAACGUGCUGGACACUCUCAACACCAAGCUGAUCAGAGGGAUCGGCGAGAAGUCCCAGGACGCAGUGAAGGUCCCAUUUGUGCUGCUGCCCGAGGCCCAGAAUGAGGGUCAGUUUGCCUUCACCGUGGACAACAUCACCAUGCCGCAGAAGUUGAGGGGAACGCUCACCUAUAUACUCAAGUCUCCGGACAGCUCCACACAGGACAAGGUGGACUUUAAGAUCAGCCUGCCCUGCAGCACCUACCUAGUCUCAACACCAUGCACAAGUGAGGAGUUUGCAGCAUUACUCAGCAACGGGGAGCUGGAGGAGAAGGCGUCCACCAAGUUCUCCGCGGUCGACGCUCAGCUGUCCCCCAUGCUGGCCCGAGUCUGCUUCUAUUUACAUUUUAGAGUUGUGGAACAAGUGGAAAGCAGUGCCUCCCUCUACAGUCGCUCAAUCCAGGGACACCCAGUAUGCUUGCUAGUCAAACUGGUUGAUGGUACCUUGAGUGUAGAAGGCAAGAGUUCGAACCAGACAUUCCUGUCCAACGUAGUGGAAGACGUGAAGACGUUGCUGACGUCAGCCAGCUCCUAACAGCGGUGUCGCGGCCGCUGCACUGCCUGUGAUAUUAGUGGAAAGCAAACAAGAGUGCAGGUCUGGCGGUGAUCGCCACUGAGCCUACGACCUCCAUCUCCGUCAUUCGCAUGAUCUUCCCUCAUCCUCCAUCAUGGACAAUUUUCGUAGCGAUUGAAACAAAUUUUGUUGCCGUCACGGUUGUAUUUAUUUUUCUUCAUCAGCACUGAACACACUUUUCUUUUUCUUUUUUUUUUUUUCUUUUCUGUUUUUGGUUACUUUUCCUGUUUUUGAGGAUUUGAUUCAAAUUGCAUUUCCUCAUGAGAACGUAGAGCAGGUUGCUUAGUGGUUUGCCAAAUUGUCUCUCGCUGAUGCAAUAAUUGCUGUUAACUUGGAACAGUUGUCUGGAGUAUAGCACUGCUGAUUGCAGUGAUCUGGCUCGGCAUGUCUAUUCAAGUGGUUUCUCCAGUUCUUUAAAAACAGAAAGAAUAAUCUCCAAGUGGUCAAAGAUAAUCUUCAUUCUUACUGAAAGCCUUUUUUAGCAGGCAGUGUUAGUUAAUGAGCAGUUGUUUUAACCUCCCUUGGUUUUUUUAUAUUUUUCUGACGGGGAAGGUUCUGGCUAAAACAGUCUUGUCUUGAUGUUGAUUCAAAUUCUGGCAGCCGUGACAAUGGGUGAGGAUUUUUUUUCUUCGGCCGUCGUUUUGAGAAAGUUUUGCUCAGACAUUCUUGUCCACUUCAUUCCAACGAGGCAUUCUGUACUUGAGUAGUGACUUGUGUAAAGACAACACUGAAAGGCUUUGUGACGGUGACCUGAGCAGUGACUGUCGCCUUAAAAUUUGUCAGACAGUCAUCUUGACCGUUAAAUAUGCUACAGAAAGGCAGAUGGGGCUGCAAUUUUGACAGAUGUUUCGGAGUUCAGGGAACAUCUGAUACUCGAAACCUGUUGUGUUUUAUUUUCUCAUUAUAUAGCAACAGUGACUGUAGUGGGCUCUUCGACUGCUUUCUGUCUAGCAAUGUGCGGCCCAGGGGUCUGUUUGGGAUGCAAUGCGAUAUGUUCUGAAAGUCUUGCUUGGUCCGGGUGACCCCCCUGAUAUGCAGCAUGGAUUUGUGACCAGAUUGAGUGUUAUUUGUUCAGUUGUUUUUUUUAGUUUUUUUUUUUUUACUUUGUUCAACAUUGAUAUUGUGACCAGAGUCCUGUAAUAUGCAUUAUUUGAUGCAAUUUGUUAAAUGCCAUGUGUGCACAUGUGUAUGAAUGGGUGCUCAUCGAUGGAUGUGUGCAUUGAUGUGUGCUCCAGUGUGUUUGCUAGGGAUGCUGCAGAUGUGCUACCAGUUGAGGAUGUGGGUACAUCUGUUGGACAGAGGAAUAAGAUGUAUCUGCAGGAGUGCGUGGGUGUGUUGGGGGAGGGGGAGAAGUUGCAUGUAUGUGUUGUGGGAAAUCAUUGAACUGUCGUUAUUAAGACUGUGCAGAGUGAUGAGAAACUACCAUAAUACGAUGUAUGAACUGCCGUAGGGUGUGUCAUGUAAGUGUUAUUGUACAAGUGUCAUUUGCAGGUGUGGGAAAUUUGUUCCGAGACGCACACGACUUCACUUGCUGCUUGAUAUUACUUGCUUCAGCUGGCACUGUGCCUCAGGUGCUUCGGGGUGUACAUCUUUUUUUUCCAUUUUCUUCCUUUAGGACACCUCAUGAGCAAGUUUUCAGCAGUUUCCCUCCCCAUGAAUAGUUGACCUAUGUAAUCUGUUGGCCCUGAUGAGAUUUAAUGUUUUAUUUAUAUUUGGAAUAAAGGUGAAGUCGGAGGAAUGACUGCGAAAUGUCGGACAACAUUUUUCUUUGUCGCUUCUGCGUGUCUGUUUAACUUGUGUUCUCAUGUACCCCCAGCAUGUGUGUGUAUAUGUGUGAAUGCAUGUGUGUGUGUCAGAAUGUGUUAACGUAUGUAUGCAUAUGCGUUUAUGCAUGUUUUUCUGUGUGUGAAUAUUUAUAGAUGAGGAGAGGGAAGUGUAAGGCAUUUCUACUGGGUAAGUUGAGAGUUAUAAAUAUAAUUGAUCACAGGGGCAGAUAGUUUCUUUUUUGGCCUUAACCUCCAAGUCUCAGUGACUCCUUUUUUUUUUCCCCCUCAAGUUUAUCUUUUGUGGUGGGGAUUCUGAAAAAUUCUCCCAUUUUUUAUCUUUAAGAGGGUAUGCAGAUCUAACAUCUCAUGAGCUGGAAAAAUGAGGAGCGGAUUAAUAAGAAAACUUGAAAAGUGUGCUGUGACGGGGGAGGUGGGGGGGGGGGGGGGGUUACUGCAUGCAUGUACAUGUGUGUGGUGUGUGCUCUGAUGGCUGUGAUUUUGUUGUGUGACCAAAUUUGUUUGUUUGUCUGUAUGAUUGUACAGUUAAGUCUUCCAGUAUUUCCUGGUGUACUGAAACAAAGUGUGUGUGUUCAUGUGUGAGUAACGCGCAGUGUGAUGUACUUCCCCCUGCGCUCUCCCUGUAGCUGUACGGUAUGUUUUCUUUGGGUUUUGGGGUUUUUUUAAGCUCAGUGUGGGCUUGGUCGAUUAGGCAGGGGGUGUGCUACGUUUUGGGCAAAGCUUUGCUGUGCCAACUGACACAAGACGUAGAAGAAGAAUCUGACUCUCACUAUAUAUCUCAUCUCUCUAGACUGAGGAAACUAUCACCCUCAUUUUCUUUAUUUUUUGUCAAGUGUGUAGAAGGUAGGGUACCACUGUCCUGUCAGUUUUCUCUGACACCUAGCUAGCCACUGGGGUGUACUCACUUUCUGGCAUUUUGGAAAUUUUGCCGCAUCGAGUACAUUGGUAGAAAAAGAAAUCUCCAAAGGAUUUGCCUUGUGGUAGAGAGAGGAACGGUGUUUAAUAAUGAUAAUAAUAGAUAACAUUUAUGCUGCGCAUUUCCAUUUUCUAAAAAAUUCUCAAUGUGCAUUUCAUUAAUAAAAAAUAUCACACCUUAAAAAUUAAAGGACAUGCGUGUGCGUAAAACAUAGUAUUAUGCAUGUUAUGUAUAAAAAUUUCUAAUUGAAAAAUAGUCACACUGUGAGCCUGGCAAUAUGUUCCAUUAUUUUGUGCAACACUCCACCUGUUGUGAUGUCUAUUCUGAAACUGGUGAUGUGAGCUCACACUCUGUUCUACUGGAGUCUGUGGUAGGUUCAGAUCAAAAGUGGGGGAGAUUCCUUAUUCCGAGGAUCUCCGUCUGUCUUCUCAGAUGCCAAAUCCUUCUCAACCUAGGGUGACCCUUGUAAGUUAUACUAGGCUGGGUGGAAGCAGCCCACAUCCCAAGGCUAAAACAGCACGAGGACAUGGAUGGCUGGUGCCUCUAAAGAUAAACUAUUGAUGGUCCCACAUCCUAGAUUAUCUAAAUGGUGUCAGAUGAGAGUACGUAAAACUAAAACCGUGACCAUCAUAAAGACCAGUCAAAUUCUACUGGUGUAGUGGGGUGGCUAGGGGACUAGAGAUGAGAAUGAAAGCUCAAAAUUGUUGUGAAUGUGAAAACAAAAAUGUUGUGUGUGUAAGAGAGAGAGAGGGGAUUCCUUUGUGCUAUCGCUUGAUGUAUGUACAUUUUGGCAUCUCGUUGAUUUGAUCACGGAAUGAUUUCACUUAGUUUGCUCCUGUAGCAUGAUACACCUCUGUUAUAACUCUGUAAUGCUGAAUGUCCCAUCGCAUUACUGCCUUGCCAGUGGGAUAUAGGAACAAAUUUGUUAUGAAAAAUGAAUAUUUUCUUUUCUCCAUAUGGCCAUGUUCAGUAUUGUAGUUAAUUCUGGUAGCUGGCGUAGACUUCACCAUAUCUCAUCUUAGCAUAUAAGAAUGCUUAUGCAGCUGAUGGGCAUUGUCUACAGCAUUGCGUAUGUGGAAGGAACAAUGGUUGGCGGGGAGGGGAAAUUCUGUGUUGUCCACGUAAUGGAUAGGAGUGGCGCUGUAAACAUCUUGAUCUCUCAUUAACACAUUCAGGCCUUCACGUGGUCACAACACAGCACAAAUUCACGGUUGUCAGUCGUGUGAAUUGAAACGUUCAUCUUGUGGAAAAUGAAACAAUCAUCUUGUGGGGAAUGAAACGGUCAUUUUUUACUUUUUUUUUUUCGUAGAGCAGCAGCCGAGGGAGAAGUAGAGGAAAGUUUGCCAGGGAUUUUGUUGGUAAAAUUUUGUUGAUGGAAUUGUUUGGAUUUUUCUCCAGCUCACUGGUGGUAUCGUCUUGCGUGUAGCGUGUAGUGGUUACGGUGAUAUGGACUGUGUUAGUGGACUUUGGGGUUUUGUUUUUCUGGGUUUUUUGUAAGUUUUAUUUUGUGUCUGUGUUUCUGCUCUUGUGAUUUGAAUUUAUCUCAGGUAGGCGAGCAUGACCUCCAGCCUUUGACCCUGAGAGAGAUUGUUGACCUUUUGUCCUGAAUUAAUCAAACAAGCCACCAGAUAAUGCAUCUUCGUUACUUGAAUUUUGUUUCUGCUUUAUGUAUAUAGUUCUCAGUUGUUCCUGAUAUCUCAUGUUGAUUGUCAUAAAUAUAUUACUUCAUCUGGUUUUUUUCUGCACUGGCAAUUUUGGCAUUAAUGUCACACCAACGUUUUCAUUCAUGUUGUUGUUCAUUUUGUUCUCUCCCAUGAUUAAAACUGUCAACUGUAUGCAGACACCAUGUUACUAAUAAUAGCAACAUAUUUCCCAUUGAUGAGGAGACGCACAGAGUCUGUGUGGGCGCCUGGGUGGGUGUGAGUCAAGUGAGUGUGUCCUUUGGUCCAGCAAGGUGGGGCCGUCUGUCCCCAGCUCUUACUCUUAGACUUUUCACGUCUGGUGUAUACGUUUUCUUGUCCAUGUUGUCUGGUCCUGAAGUGGUUGGUGGUACUUUGUCAAUAAUGGUCCUUCGUUGGUGGUCCGUGGUAGCUUUGUCAUGAAGUCAUCGAUGGUCCCUCGUGGAUGGUUCCUCCUUAAUGGUUCGUGGUAGCUGCCCAUAACAUAACAGGUCCUUCGCUUUCUCUUGUGUUGUACAUGAGUUUUCUGCAGCCCUCGCAGUUGAGCAUAAUUGUGGUACGCUCCCUUCAAGACAACGGUUCAUUGCAUAGACAGGGAGGAACGCAUUGUUUUGUAGGGGGAUAAUACAUACAGUUUUUGUAGCAGAGAAAUGUAUAAGAUAUAUUGUAUGGAUGCAGUGGCAACUGAGAGAGAAAAAAGCUAAAUGUCAGCAAGUAUCCGUGGCUGGGCUGUUGCUGAAUUAUCAAGGACAUAGGACCCACUUCCUGCACAACUGAUGCAUUUGACAUUAUGGCUAUCUGUGCAUUUAGGUACACAUUAAUAACACAUACUGGUACACAUUCCUGGUGUGUGCUGUCCCAAUCGUCCGUUCAGUUUAAAAAAGGUAAUCUUGUGGCCCCAGGAAACGAGUGCUUAAGGACAAUAUCUUUUUCUUUGCACUCAUUUCUUGUCUGAUAUAACUGCUACUACAACUACAAAUGUGAUAGCUUAGUGAACCAAAAGAAAGCAGAAAAUAUCUUUGGGGUUUUGUUUUUGUGGGGACUGUGGACAUCCAAUUUGUUUUAUCCAGCAUAGACCUUUUUUUCUGACAAUUGGUCAAGCCAAUGAUGUACUGGUGCUUCUCGUCGAUCUCUGGUUGUGAGUUGUCGACAAAGUUUUUUCAUAACGUUGUUGGUGGUGGUGGUGGGGACAAAAUUGUGUGUGGCCGUCUCUCUGCACUUGCGUCUAUCUCAUUUACCUGGUAUUGUAGCGCCAUCUCCUUACCUUUACCUCAUUCCCUGGAGGUAUCAAAAAGCAUCACUACCAACUACUACGUACGAUGUCCACUUUGAUGCAGACUCCUCAAGCUAUGUACCACACACACACACACACACACACAGAAGAAAAGGCUGCAAUGAGAUGUCCCAACUCCUCAUCAGUUCCUCGAUUAGGAAAGUGGUAGAGUGUGCGUCUCAGAUUGGUUGAGAGUGUGCUCUCGUGUGUGCAAUACCCUGGUGUGUUUGCUGGUCUCCAGAUUGCCCCUCGGACCAAAACUCUAGAUCUAUUUCUCUUUUCUUUUUUUUUUUGUAUUCUGUGUUCUGGAUGUGUUCCAAAGAUAAUCAGUUGUGCUUUGAGAUACAGAAUUAUAAACAAAUUAUGUGUAAAUUAUGAAUAUUUUAAAUGAUUAAAAAAAAGGAAUAAUUUACCAAAUCCACUCA